AUGAUGCUCAACUCAGACACGGUGGAGCUGGACCUGCCUCCCUCCCACUCCGAGACCGAGUCAGGCUUCAGUGACUGCGGGGGCGGGGCGGGCCCCGACGGGGCUGGGCCUGGGGGUCCGGGAGGGGGCCAGGCCCGGGGCCUGGAGCCCGGAGAGCCCGGCCGGAAAGACCUGCAGCACCUGAGCCGGGAGGAGCGGCGGCGCCGUCGCCGGGCCACAGCCAAGUACCGCACGGCGCACGCCACUCGGGAGCGGAUCCGCGUGGAAGCCUUCAACCUGGCCUUCGCGGAGCUACGCAAGCUAUUGCCCACGCUGCCCCCCGACAAGAAGCUGUCCAAGAUCGAGAUCCUGCGCCUGGCCAUCUGCUACAUCUCCUACCUGAACCACGUCCUGGACGUCUGA
This is a messenger RNA of Lutra lutra (Eurasian river otter), 402 nucleotides long. It is a transcript of the gene NHLH1, whose product is annotated as nescient helix-loop-helix 1. The transcript has a single exon. Gene Ontology annotation, molecular function: RNA polymerase II cis-regulatory region sequence-specific DNA binding; protein dimerization activity; DNA-binding transcription factor activity, RNA polymerase II-specific. Gene Ontology annotation, biological process: regulation of transcription by RNA polymerase II. Lineage: Eukaryota; Metazoa; Chordata; Mammalia; Carnivora; Mustelidae. The record is from RefSeq and is a predicted model, not a curated record. Bases 1 to 402 code for a protein of 133 amino acids.